Messenger RNA from Xenia sp. Carnegie-2017, 3111 nucleotides. RefSeq lists its product as uncharacterized. The coding region runs from base 402 to 3071 and encodes 889 amino acids. Gene Ontology annotation, molecular function: ATP binding; nucleic acid binding. The transcript has 4 exons. The record is from RefSeq and is a predicted model, not a curated record. Lineage: Eukaryota; Metazoa; Cnidaria; Anthozoa; Malacalcyonacea; Xeniidae. Gene Ontology annotation, biological process: DNA integration.
ACCCUCGCAAAGUAGAUGCGGUAACAAAAUGGCCGGUACCUCUCGCGAAAACAGAGCUGCGGAGUUUUCUCGGUUUAGCAUCGUACUAUCGCCGGUUUAUCAAGAACUUUGCAGCAAUUGCAGCUCCAUUACAUCAUGCAUUAACUGUCGGUAACGAGAAAACCUUUGUGUGGACUACUGCCUGUGAUCGUGCAUUCGCAGAGCUUAAAACGUGUUUAGUGAACGCACCGGUCUUGGGCUAUCCAAGAUCGGACGGGGAAUUUAUUCUUGACACCGACGCGAGUGACUUCGGCAUCGGUGCUGUUCUGUCUCAAAUACAAGAUGGCGAGGAAAAGGUAAUUGCUUACGCUAGUAGAACAUUGAGCAAGAGUGAGCGUAACUAUUCAGUGACGAAACGAGAAAUGUUGGCUUUAGUUUUCUAUACCCAACAAUUUCGGCAUUAUCUGUACGGACUGCGUUUCAUUGCGAGAACGGAUCAUGACGCCUUACGUUGGUUAACGAACUUUAAAGAACCAAACGGGCAAGUAGCACGUUGGCUAGAAAAGCUUGCAGAAUUUGAUUUUAAGGUGCAGUCUCGACCUGGGAAGCGACAUGGAAAUGCGGACAGUUUGUCACGACGGCCCAACCCGUCUAUCGAAGUUCAUAACGUAGGAAAUAUGGAACUUGAAAUACGGACAAAUUCUGAGAAAGCUUGGUGUCCCACGUGGACGUCCGCUGAGUUACGAUCUCUACAGUUAGCUGAACCUACGAUUUGCUAUGUGUUGUCUAAGAAGGAGAUCCAUGUAGAUCCUCUACGAAAAGAAGAAUUAAAAGGAUUAAGCCGAGCUGUGCACAAUUUGUGUUCACAUUGGGACGUUUUGGAAAUUCGUGACGGUGUUUUGUAUCGUCAUUAUGAAAAUGACGAUGGCACAACGACGGAGCCCCUGUUGGUAGUACCUCGUUGUUUAGUGAACGAUGUGUUAAGAAGUCUGCAUGACAGUCCAACUUCCGGUCACCUGGGCAUAACAAAAACUCUCUCGAAAGUACGACAGAGAUUUUACUGGCCUGGUCAACGUCAAGAUGUCGAAGAAGGGUUAAUGAAAUGUAAAAAGUGCGCUGUAGGUAAGGGUGCAACAAAAGAGAAUCGGGCACCACUGGUAAUUUGUCCCCCUGGUUAUCCUUUAGAACGAAUUGCAAUCGAUAUACUGGGACCUUUACCAGUGUCUACAAACGGCAACAAAUACAUCAUGGUGGUUGGCGACUACUUGUCAAAAUGGACGGAGAGUUAUGCCAUUCCAAACCAAGAAGCAUAUACAGUUGCGGAAAAGUUGGUGAACGAAUUCAUCUGCCGUUUUGGUGCACCAGAUACCAUCCACACAGAUCAAGGGUGGGAUGAUGAAAGCCGUCAUGAAAUGAAGAUGGUCCCUCUAGUUUUUAAAUCCAAAAAGGGCAACGCAUAUGGUUACAAGGCAGAGCAAAAAUUAUACUCCUUCAUUCAAACUAUAAGCGUACGAGGCUUUGGAUUUCAUGGUUUGAAGUUUGAUGAUGAAGAAGUUGACUUUCUGUUGGUUUUUACCGGAGGCGUAGCAAUUAUUGAAUGCAAGAGAAUAAUGAAAAACAAAAUUCCACAAGCGGUCUACGAUGAUGCCUUUGGACAGUUGAUUCGACAAGAAACGGCAAUAAGUUGUUAUCUGGAUGUAUCUAAAGACAUCAACAUUAUUAAAGUCGUUUGCUUGCCGAUGCAAUCUCGCUGUGAUAUUACGGAAGAAGGUGCAAGGGUUUUUUUUGAAGAAGACUUUCUUCAUAAUGAAUUCAAGGAAUGGCUUUACAAUUUUCCUUCAAUGGAUUUUGAUUUGUAUAAAGCGAUUGUGAUGAAGUUCCUUUGCAAGUAUCAUUGCAAUGGUGGUAAUAAGUUCAACAACGAAAAGGAAUUUAAAAGGCGAGCAAUAGACGAUACUUCGGAUUGUUUAGAUCGAAUAUCUCAGAAGUAUUUCAAGACAGAUGAACAAGCUUCAGUUUUACGUUGUAUUGAUCGUCCUGGGAGAUUUUGGGUGAAAGGAGCUGCAGGAACAGGCAAAACAUUUGUUCUGAAGAUGAUUGCAAAGGAAUUUUUCGAGAAACAUAAGUCCGAUAAAAGGACAAUGCUCAUAAUAACCUUUAAUGUUGCAAUUAAUAAUGACAUCAACUCAUGGAUUACAGAAAACGUCGUAUCUGACCAAAAGAAAAUACGAGUGCAAACUUUCCGGAGACUGCUUCGUCAUAUGCUUCAUGCUUUUUCUGACGAUGUUCGUUUGCAGAACGAAAACAAAGAAGACAGAGAUAUUGUGGAGUUUAUUUUAAGAAACAAGGGAGUGGACAAGUAUUUUUGUCCCAAGUUUGUUUCACGCAAAUACACUUUUCUGUUAGUCGAUGAAGCUCAGGAUCUUUCUGGUGAAUGGAUCAAGUUACUUGAAGAUUUGUUGAUCAAAAAUAAAGGAGCGAUGUAUGUGUUUGAAGAUCCUUUUCAAAAUGUCCGUGGCACCGAAAGUCCGCAAAGUGGGCAUUUUAAUCAUUAUUCCUUACAUAAAGUUCUCAGGAAUACUCAUAACACUUUUAAAGCGUAUAAAGGAUGCUAUGAACAACUUGCCACUGAAACCGGACAUUUACCUUUACCCACCAUUGAUCACGCAGUCUUCGGCCUAGAGCCGUGGUACAAAAGUGAGAAUACCAAGGAAAAACUUCAAGCCCGUCUGUUGUCCACUGUCGAAGAAUUACGAGGGAAAGGUAUUCGUUAUGAUGACAUUGCUAUUAUAUCAUCGUCAUGGGGAAAAGUUGAUCUGGUCGAAUUUCUCACAAACAAGAUUCCAUAUUGUGAUGCUGAGGAGAGCACCAAAAAAAAGAAUGAAAAAAUCAAUUCGGUCAUCGUUGAUUCGUACCAAAAGUUCAAAGGCCUCGAAGCUAAGGUUUUGAUUUUUUACAUUCCAGUUGGUUGGACCCCUCGGUAUGAGGACAUUUAUGUGAGUUUGUCGAGAGCAUUUUGUCAUCCAAUUGUUUUAGGGGGGGGAAUGGAAAUUGACCGUAUCAAAGACUUAGGUCGGAACGAUCUUCAGUAACUGGAGGUCACCUUUUUUCGAUUUUUAAAAAUCUUUUAAU